GCUUACCCAUAAUUUAGAGGCUGCAACCCCUUAUCUAUCUAAAACUCUCUUUCUCUCUCUCACACACACACACACGAUGUAUCCAUAAAAAUGCCGUCUGUUAUGUGCAAAGCCUAAAAUAUCUGUUCUUUGCGUUCGUGCUCUGCCGUUGGCUUUAUCCUCUGUUUGGUUUUCGAGAAAGAAAAUGUGAGUUUGGAGUUGCUGUAUUGAGAUUCUAUUAAUUUGCUCACAAUUGUAAACCAAACGGAGCAUUUGUAAUCUCUGUUUCCGGAUGAAGAUUCAACCUCAUGCUGUUCAAUUGUGGGUGAGUUUUGAGUGUCAGAAGUGAUCACAGAACUUGGGUUGAAUUGGGUGUUAAGAUUUUUUGAAUGGCUCUCCUGGAAACAGGAAGAGGCGAGGAAGAAAAGUUAAGAACCAAGGAACUAGUGAUAGUCAUUUCUGAUACUGAAGAAGCUUCAGACAUGAACAAGCAAAGUGAAUAUUCUAAAGGUUUUGCACCCUUCGAAUCAGGUUUGUACUCUUUUUCGGAAAAUCUCCGAGGACAAUCCCCAAAUGGUGGAUCAACAGAGCUGCAAAAUCUACAAAUUCCUCCACCAGAGAUAACCCUGAAUAACACUCCGAAAGUCGCAUAUGGAACAACAGCGGUUCAACGAAGAUCAAAGCCACGUCCUGCGUAUUUCAAGCCUAAAUCAAGAUUAGUUGAGCCACCAUAUCCUAGUGGUUCGAAGGUGGUUGAAGAGGGUACCCAAAUGGUGCCUGUUACUUCAUCUUACAGGAAAUCGCCUAAAAUGGCUUCACCCGCCAACAGAAGCACUGCUAGUACUCCUAAAGAAUAUGCAAAAACAGGCCCAGUUACACCCAAAACGACAGCUCCAGUCACCCCAAGAACUCCAUUGAUGGUGUCGCCCGGAGGAGAAGAUGAUGAGGAUGAGGCUGAGGAUGAUGAUGACCAGGUGUACAAGACUGCAAAUAUUAAACAAUAUGAAGGAAAAAGGGGUAAGAAAGUGAAAAUGAUGAUAUUAUUUGAGUGGAUUGUGUUGAUAUGCAUGAAGGUUUUUCUGAUUACUAGCUUGACUAUACCCCGAUUGAGGAAUCUUAGGCUUUGGAGCUUAGAAAUUUGGAAAUGGUGUGUAUUGGUAGUGGUCAUCUUUUGUGGUCGGUUGUUUACUGAGUGGUUUAUUAAUCUUCUAGUUUUCUUGAUUGAAAAGAACUUUUUGCUCAAGAAGAAGGUCCUCUAUUUUGUUUAUGGUUUGAAAUGGAGUGUUCGGGUUUUCAUUUGGUUGGGAUUGGUUCUUCUGGCAUGGGGUCUGUUAAUCAACCGAGGGGUCAGGAGAUCAAAAGAAACUACCAAGGUCUUAAAUUAUAUUACAAGAGCUCUUGCAUCUAGUCUUAUUGGGGCUGCUAUGUGGAUGGUGAAGACUUUACUGGUGAAGCUCUUGGCUUCUUCUUUUCAUGUCAAAACAUUCUUUGACAGGAUUCAAGAAUCCAUAUUUCAUCAAUAUGUUCUUCGGACCCUUUCGGGGCCUCCAUUGAUGGAAGAUGCAGAAAAGAGUAGUUCCUGGAAAAGUGGUCAGUUGAGCUUUAAAAAUCCUAUGGGAGGAAAACAGGAGAAGGAAGAGGUGAUUGAUGUGGAUAAGCUUCACAAGAUGAAGCCAGAAAAGGUGUCUGCUUGGACCAUGGGAGGGUUAAUAAAAGUAAUAGGGUCUUCAGGGUUGUUUACGAUUUCUGAGGCAUUGGAAGAAAUUGUGGAUGAUGAGGGCGUUGAGGAAAAAGAGAUUACUAGUGAGUUGGAAGCAAAGGCUGCUGCUCGUUUCAUAUUCAGAAAUGUAGCAAAGCGUGGCAACAAGUUUAUUGAUGAGGAUGACCUUUUGCGUUUCAUGACGUCCGAGGAGGUGGAUAAUGUGCUUCCAUUGCUUGAGGGAUCUGUUGAAACAGGACAGAUCAAGAAAUCAUCUUUAAGGAAUUGGGUGGUGAAGGCCUACAAUGAACGCAAAUAUCUGGCACAUUCUUUGAAUGACGCCAAAACAGCCAUAGAAGAUUUGAACAAGAUUGCUUCAGGGAUCGUAUUUAUUUUGAUCAUCUUUGUUUGGUUACUUUUGAUGGGAAUUGCAACAACCAAUGUGUUGAUUUUCAUUUCAUCUCAGCUUUUACUGUGGGUAUUUAUGUUUGGCAACACCCUUAAGACAGUAUUUGAGGCCAUUGUAUUUGUAUUUGUGAUGCACCCGUUUGAUGUAGGGGAUCGAUGCGUCAUUGACGGAGUACAGAUGGUCGUUGAUGAGGUGAACAUUUUGACAACAAUCUUUCUGAGAUAUGACAAUGAAAAAAUAUACUAUCCAAAUGCAGUUUUGGCUACUAGACCGAUCAGCAAUUUCAACCGAAGUCCAGAGAUGAGUGAUUCUGUGGAGUUUGCUGUUGAUGUUUCCACUUCCAUUGAGAGCAUUGUAGCUCUAAAAGCUAAAAUAAAAGCGUACUUGGAGAGCAAACCUCAGCAUUGGCGUUCUGGCCAUAGUGUGCAGGUUACAGAAAUAGAGGAUGUGAACAAGAUGAAAAUGGGGCUCUAUGUCACCCACACCACAAACUUUCAGAACUAUGGAGAAAAGAGCAAUCGCAAAUCUGAUCUAGUCUUGGAGCUGAAGAAAAUUUUCGAAGAGCUUGGUAUUAAAUAUCAUCUUCUCCCUCAAGAAGUUCAUGUCACUUACGUUGGUUCUGCACCCCCGACAAAUACAACUGUUACGCGGUGAUGAACCAUCCUGCCAGAGUCCAAAAUUUAUUUUUCAUUUUUUACUAGUUCCCCUAAGCUGUAUUGUGUCUAAAAUUUGCAUCAUUGCUCCCAUUAUGUGCCCCAAUUCCUGAUACUGUUAUAUGCAUUGGUAGACCUCCUCCUCCUUCAUUCCUUCCCUUCUAUUUCCUCAACAAACCCCCCUACCACUCCCCCACCCCACACGCGCCUGCUCUGUAACUUAACGAGUCAAUUCUCGAGAGUUUUAUCCCUUGAAAAGCUUAUAUGUUACCUGCAGAGAUUCAUACAAGGCAAUUGUCAAUAUUAUAUGUAAUGAUUCUAGUUUGUUUCCAUAUUAGAGAUGGUUUUGUGAGAAUUGCAUGAUAAUGUGGCAUAGUGAAUCAUAGUGACAGUGUUUGAACAUUCCUUGUCUUAAAUUCAGGAGAGUGAGUAAGAGAUGCUGAUAUGGGGGGUGUUUGG
Molecule: messenger RNA, 3199 nt
Organism: Ilex paraguariensis (yerba mate)
Lineage: Eukaryota; Viridiplantae; Streptophyta; Magnoliopsida; Aquifoliales; Aquifoliaceae
Source: the annotation of a GenBank genome assembly